Messenger RNA from Eimeria acervulina, 1293 nucleotides. RefSeq lists its product as hypothetical. Lineage: Eukaryota; Apicomplexa; Conoidasida; Eucoccidiorida; Eimeriidae. The record is from RefSeq and is a predicted model, not a curated record. The coding region runs from base 1 to 1293 and encodes 430 amino acids. The transcript has 7 exons.
AUGGCUGGUCCAGACCCCAAACGCAUGUACAUUGCGAUCAAUUCGCAGAACCUUGACGCCCUCAAGCCAGAAAAACCAUAUUGGAGCAAGCCAUUCGUUUUUGUGAAUCCAUCCGGGACAGGCACGAAGUACACUUCCCUCCAGGCGGCGAUGAUACUUCAGAAGAUGAAGGUCGUUGACUUUCUGCUGGAUCAGCCAUCAAUCGACUUGACCGUGAAGAGCACUGAUGGGAAAAACACCAUCAUCGUUGCUGUUGAAGCAAAAAUGGGCGUCGGGACGCUGGAAAAAAUCCUCCGGAAACUCGACUUACGAUCUCUUGCUGAAGUGGAUCCAUCGGGCAAAGGGCCAAUAGACUAUGCAGAACAGGGAACAGACGUUUAUGAGUUUCUUCACUCGAUGGGCUGCAAGACCCGACAUGAGAAAGAGGUUGCAAUGGCAGGGUUCUUCGGAGAGAGUGUAAAGGGCACUGUUCCAGGUGUCAGCGAGCACCAACGGAGGCGUAAGGUAGGAAACUCGCCGAGAAAGAAGGCGGAGAAAAAUUCUAGCAGUAUUGGAACCACCCAUUCGUCGUCUGAAGAGGAGCUGAAGAGUUCGGAAGUCUCCGAAGCUGCCUGUAGUAGCGAAGAACAAGAUGCGCUGUGGAGGCACUUCGAUGACAUUGAUGAACUGGAACAGGCGCUGAGAGCGUACAUAGACGAGUGGGGGCAAGAUCAUGAUGACGGUAAAAGCUGCGCUCAUUGGCUGCGGAGUGUCGCUCGUGCGAGGGAAACCGGAAAGACUGAAAAGCUCCUGAAGAAGUGGAACGCCACUAUUCAAGGACUGAACACGAGCAUGGGGGAUGAAGCCGAAGAUACAACCAAAGACAGUGGGAAGAAGAAUGCCAAGAAAAAGACCCCGAGGGGUAGGUCAACUGAAAGAGUUUCCCCGAGAGAGCGUGACGGUGGGGGCUCGGCGCAUUCGCGAGGACAGCUGGCAGGCUCCACGACGGUAGAUCCGGAAGUCGUCAAACUGUUCUUUUCGGGCAAAGCUGGAGACCAGGUGAACUUGAGGAACACAGGAAAGCACACACAUCGUCUCACUUUCGUCGUGGAAAACAGGUCAGGCAUAAUGUGCAAGGUGGAUAGACGCAAUUUGCUUGCGCAACAGGUCCGCUGGACUUCUUGCAACAUCGAGCCUGCAAGAACAAAUCCAAAAGGAUUCCGUUUGAAACAGGUAGUGUCAGGCGGAGAGGAUGCGUUAGAUGUAAGCAUCCUGGGUCUUGUGGCUUCUGCCACUGAAAGUGCCGGGGAAUGA